Punctularia strigosozonata HHB-11173 SS5 is the source of this 1892-nucleotide messenger RNA. RefSeq names its product P-loop containing nucleoside triphosphate hydrolase protein. NCBI's taxonomy places the organism in Eukaryota, Fungi, Basidiomycota, Agaricomycetes, Corticiales, Punctulariaceae. Gene Ontology annotation, molecular function: ATP hydrolysis activity; ABC-type transporter activity; ATP binding. The transcript is spliced from 4 exons. Gene Ontology annotation, cellular component: membrane. The record is from RefSeq and is a predicted model, not a curated record. Bases 11 to 1882 code for a protein of 623 amino acids.
AAGGCUCUCCAUGGACGUCGAGGGCCGUGCAACUCCAAAUCCGACUUUAAGGUUGGAGUGGGAGGACCUCACCUUCACCAUCAAGUCCAAGGGCAAAAACGAGAGCAUUACCAUUCUCGACCAUGUCUCUGGAAGCAUAUCGAGCGGAGAGAUGCUCGCCGUCAUGGGCCCGUCAGGCGCGGGCAAGUCGACCUUUCUGGACGUCCUGAGCAUGCGCACAUCAUCACGAUUCGGGACUUCGUCCAGGCUGGGUGCCCGUGGGGUGAUCACUCUCAACGGUUCCUCAGAGUUUUCUAUGCGCGACGUCUCCUCUUAUGUUGAGCAGGAUGAUGCCCUGCUCGGUGUCUUAACCGUUCGCGAGACAUUGGCAUUCUCUGCGAAGCUGAGCUUCGUGCCUGGCACCCCCGCAGCUGUUAUCAGCGAGCGAGUCGAAGAGACUCUCGAGGCAUUGGGUUUGAGCCGCGUUGCCGACAACAGGAUCGGGACACCCAUUCAAAGGGGCAUCAGUGGAGGCCAGAAGCGCCGAGUCACUAUCGGCACCAGUCUCGUUGCCCGACCCAGGAUCCUAUUCUUGGAUGAGCCGACAAGUGGAUUAGACAGUGCUACCAGCAAAGAGGUCGUAUCCUCCAUCAAACGACUGGCUAAAGCAUCGAACAUCAUGGUUAUCGCUACUAUACAUCAACCCUCAUGGCAGACCUUCUCUCUCUUCGACCAUGCCCUGCUUUUAGCUCGGGGUCGUGUUGCCUACUCCGGUCCUGUGUCUGAUAUGGCUACGUACUUCGAGUCCCUGGGCUAUCCUACCUCCCAACAUGCGAAUCCGGCGGAUACUGCCAUCGACGCCAUCAGCACCGACUUCCUGGAUCAAAGCACAGAUGCGGAGCAGCAUGUCGCUUGGCUCUCCGAACGAUGGUCCAAGAAUAGUGCGGGCAGCGCUCGCCCCAGCCUUUCAGAGAAGACAGUGACCGAGCUUCGAUUGUACGACGAUUUGCACGUGUUGAAGCAUACCUUGAUCAAGCCUUCCGCGUUCUUCCUCUCCAUGCGUCACGAGCUGCGCACGAUUGGACUAUUAUGCCAACGCAACACCCUCAACUACUCCCGUAACCUCCUCGCUUACGGUGUGCGGCUAGGCAUGUACGUCGGUAUGGGCGUUCUCCUAGGCACUGUUUGGGCGAACAAUGCCCGGUCGCACGACGCAGCCAAGAUCCAAGACCGACUCAGCGUGCAUUUCUUUAGCGUCGCGUUUCUAGGAUUCAUGAGUGUGGCCGGAAUACCAGCCUUCCUUGAAGAGCGCGGCGUUUUCCUCCGCGAGCGACACAAUGCACUUUACGGUCCCGGCGCGUAUUCAGUCGCCAUCUCGAUUACGAGCGUCCCCUUCCUGUUCGUAUGCUGCACGGUAUUCAGCGUGAUUGCGUAUUGGAGCAUAGGGCUGCACGUGGGCGCAGGGCACUUCUUCAGGUUCCUUGCGUAUCUCUUCCUCGCGGUCUAUGCGGCGGAAGGGCAGAGUCUCCUGGUUGCCGCUUUCGCGCCGAUAUUCGUCGCCGCGCUCGCUUUGGCGAGCUUCAUUAACGGCUUCUGGAUGUGCAAUCAAGGUUUCUUCAUUCGAGCCAGCAACCUUCCUCGCUUCUGGUAUUAUUGGGCUCACUGGAUUGACUACGAAACAUAUGCAUUCGACCUACUGGUCUGGAACGAUAUGCAUGAUCUUACGUGGACCUCGCCCUGCUCCGGCUCAGGUUGCAUCUCUCAAGAAACUACAGGAAGACAGCUCAUCGAUGAGCUCGGCUUCGGAGGAAUGAAUGUAGGACUCUAUGUUGGCAUACUGCUAAUCAUCAACGUUGUAUAUCGUUUGUUGUUUUACCUAGCUUUGGUAUGGAAGCGCAAAUAACUAAGGCUUC